This is a messenger RNA of Durusdinium trenchii, 957 nucleotides long. Lineage: Eukaryota; Dinophyceae; Suessiales; Symbiodiniaceae. The record is from the annotation of a GenBank genome assembly.
AUGGCCUUCGUUUUGUCGGAGCAGACCAGGUCUUGGGCCGCGCAGAACCCCGUGCCAAUUCCUGCUCCUUUGAGUCACACAAGCGGAUUGUCCGAACUUCUGCAGAACUUCUUGGGCAACCCUGCAUUGUGGGGCCCCUUGCUUUUUUUGGUGGUCUACAGUGCAGGACCGGGCUAUGAUGAUAGCCUAUAUUUUUUCUAUAUCAAUCGGUUGAGAUUUCGUCCCACAGCUGUGGGACGGCUUAAAAUGGCACAGGAGCUCGCAAAGCUCCUUGGGAUCUUGAUGUACCGCUACGGCUUGCGGCGCAUCCCAGAUAGGCAGUUGGUGGUUGGGCUUACAGCAGUGUCCUUGCCCUUGUAUUUGACACCAUUGCUGCUCACCACUGGUGCUUAUCAUAGCUUUCCUGUCAGCCCGCAGACCCUCGCUGUGUCUGGCGAGUUAGUUCGAGAGGUGGUUCUGCACAUGCAGGUCCUUCCAGUGUUUUCGCGCUUUGCUGACCUGGGGCCUUUGGGGCUAGAGAGCACCAGUGUCUCCUUGUUGUAUUCGCUGUUGCAAACCUCGCGGGCGAUCAACAAGGUGACUUCUGCUGGCAUGUCCCACCUGCUCGGGGUUACUGCGCACAACUUUAAUCACCUCUCCUUGCUCAUAGUCGUAUGUGGUGCUUGUGCCACGGUGCCGCUGCCUUUGGCAAAGUAUAUCCCAGAGGACGCAUCGGCAUGUCCACUGUUUGCCGAUGAGAACGAAAGCACGACUCCAGCGACAGAGCAGCUUUGUUUGCCGAGGGGUGCACUGACUGGUUUGGAACGGGAAGACGAGGACCACUUUGACCUUCGUCUACCCGAAGCAGUUCGUCUUCGUGAGGAGAACUGCCAAGGCGACAAUGCAGGUUGCCAAAGAUGCACCUUCUCGCGGUCAAGUCCAAGGCGGUCAUCCAGUGAUGCCAUGCCUGCGGGCUGA